AUGUCGGCGCCGUCCACGGCGCAAUUGUACGCCAGCCAACAAUCUGUAUCAUCUCGACCGUCUGGCUCGCUCCCGCUUCAACCCGGCGGCGCACCCAGCAGUAGCGCUGUGCGGGCCACAAACAGUCGAAGACCGAGCUUUGGUGCGGAAAAGGCGGGACGGAUGAGUCCGACUGCCUCGCCGCCACGCUCCUCGUCGCACCUGCGUUCCAAAUUCAGCACCGAAGCGCUACGCUCCGGACACGCGCCAAACAUCAGUGUGCCGAUGCCGUAUAUGGGCAAUAUGCCGCCACCGCUACCGUCUCCCAUGAGCACAGGUGGCGCUGCCAUACACAUGGCACGCACCGUCUCUACCGAAAGCCAUGCUUCUAGCCAGGGUCGAGCGGGCGGACCGUCGGGGAAGGAUGCCGGCGAGAAGCCGCAGUGGUACCAACGGUCAAAGUCUUCGCGCAACCUCGCAGCUCAAGCGGCCGCACAGGCAGCGGUAACGCACGCCAAUGCGCCUGCGUCACCGACGGAAAGCCACCGCGACCGUGAGCAAGAGAAGGAUCGUGAUGAGGACUGCGACGAUAGUGCCUCGAUCUCCUCAUUCACUUGCUCCUCUGCACGUGAAUUUGACCGUCAGUACAAGCUUCUGGAGUCGUUGCCAACGCCCAUGACAGUUCUGGCACAGACUUCAACUCCAGGCGAGGCGGCGGCCAAGGGACGGGAGUACAAGCAGCACUGGAUGGAUGGCCUAUUUGGCAAGCUCGCAUCGAAAGGAAUGAAGAAGAAAAAGGGGACAGACUCGCUGACGGCGGGCAAAGGCAGUGCUGCUGGCUCAAGCCAUUUCCUAGAUCUCAGCUCAUUCAUCAGCCCUUUGCCAGGUGCGAAUGCAGUAGCCAGCGCACCGGAACAAAGUCCACCAAGACCGAGGAUGGAUCAUCAUGUCUAUUCUGCUGAUGCUGUGCCCACAAUAGGUAGCGGUGCCAUCCCGCCAUUCGCCACACCAGGACGACAGCGCAAGGCGCCGCGGGAAAGCGAGCAGCAGCGCAGCCAAUCAAGCAUGAGCUUCCGAUCAGCAGACGAGUUCUCUUUAUCCAGGAGACCGUCUGAACGCUCGAACGGUGAUCUCGCGUCCCCAACUUUUCCGCUUUCCCCUCUACCGCAAGGUGGCGCGCGGCUUACCAUCGGCACCAAGAAGAGUAUGGAUCGUCUACAGCAGCAACUCGGCCAAGCGUACGCACAAAAUGAGAGCUCCGGCUGCCAAAGUGGCGACGGCGACGUUCCUGCACUUCCAAGUUGGGCGAAAGAGAGCAACCGUCAUCGAGGUAUGGCGCCUACUAGCGCUGCCACGGGCCGCUCUCAGACCGACCUACAGAAGAGCAUGCAUUCCAGUUUUCCUUCUGGCAAGGCAGCGGUUCCAAUGGCGAGGGCGCAGAGCGACAGCGUGCAGAUGCAGAUGGGAAUGCAGGUGAAAAACGCUCACAGCCGACCUGUUCUGCCUGCUCGGGCAUCGAGCACAAGCCAGGCCAUCCUUGGCCCUGCCGCCGCCAGCAAUCUCCCUUCAUUCUACACCAACCAGUCUUAUCGCUCAGACCCCACAUCACGUGGCUCGGUCAGCUCCAUCUCGACAGACUCCACCUCCAGUCCGCAGACGCCGAGCAGCGCGACACCGCUCAAUCGUAUCCUUUAUGGUGCCGGAGAGGCAGACUCGCCGUUCCCACCAAUGCCUUUGCCGCAUGGCGGGCACUAUGUCCAUGGUUCUUCGGUAGCCGGGGCAGCGGGGGUCAGUGCGCAUCACGCGAUUGGCUCCGCACUUAUGCUAAGCGGAGUUGACGAUGGUGCGAAGCCCAAUGAGGGUGAAAGGCAGUCAGCCAUACUGGGAGGCUCACUCGAUGAGCAGGGCGGCCGAUCCCCUUUGAUGGCUAGCCGCGUGCUAAACGGUAUCAAUAUGACGCCGCGCGCUGGCAGACUCGGAGGCGAAAUGGCACGUGGUGAUGCUGUGCAGCUUGCAGAAGAUGGCGACAUGACAUUCACACGGGCGGCAACGCGCACGCCUGGUCGAGGGCGUGGCAGAGCGCAGACGAUGGCAUCUUAUGCAACAGCGCCUGGCCAUGCCUGGUCCGGCUCGGUCAGCAGCAUUCAUUCUGUGUCCGCCAAUGAAAUGCACAGAGCUUCAAUCUCAUCUCGCGCGAGUGCAACAUCCUCGGCGGAUGAAAGACAAUCGAUGUCGUCUGAUGCAUUCGCCUAUGCGGACCGGCUCAGUCAAGCAUCCACUUUCCCCAACGUCAGCGGUGUAAUGCUUAGACGUGAGAAGCUGCCUUCAACCGCGGAAGAGCAGACAUAUUGGAACACCGCAUUUUGA
This is a messenger RNA of Tilletiaria anomala UBC 951, 2346 nucleotides long. RefSeq lists its product as uncharacterized. The record is from RefSeq and is a predicted model, not a curated record. The coding region runs from base 1 to 2346 and encodes 781 amino acids. The transcript is spliced from 2 exons. Lineage: Eukaryota; Fungi; Basidiomycota; Exobasidiomycetes; Georgefischeriales; Tilletiariaceae.